GCUGCUCUGCAGCCGCCGCGCCGCGAUGGGGCUGGAAACAGAGAAAGCAGACGUGCAGCUUUUCAUGGAAGAUGACGCCUACAGCCAUCACAGCGGCGUCGACUUCGCCGAUCCUGAAAAGUUCACGGACGCUGGCAGCGAUCGCGAUCCCCACGGGCUCAACUCGCAUCUCAAGCUGGGCUUCGAGGAUGUGAUUGCAGAGCCGGUGACUACGCACUCCUUUGACAAAGUAUGGAUCUGCAGCCAUGCCCUCUUUGAAAUCAGCAAAUACGUGUUCUACAAGUUCCUGACCGUGUGCCUUGCAAUCCCCCUGGCCUUUGCCGCGGGGAUUCUCUUCGCAGUUCUCAGCUGUCUGCAUAUCUGGAUUAUGAUGCCUUUUAUAAAGACCUGCCUGAUGGUUCUGCCUUCGGUGCAGACGAUAUGGAAGAGUGUGACAGAUAUGGUCAUCGCUCCGUUGUGUACAAGCAUGGGACGAUGCUUCUCCUCUGUCAGCCUACAGCUGAGUCAUGACUGAACACUAGGAACUUGGGGCUGGAGAGCUGGCUCCUGUGAGCCUUCUGACAUUGUCAUAAAAGCGCUACUGUUCUGUCCAUUCCCCAACCAUUCCAAUUAAAAAAACUACUGAGAUGGGCACCCACAUUGACAAAUGCUUAUUGGCAGAUCUUUUCAAGUCAUGCUAUUCUAAUUAACAGCCAAGGAUGUCAUGUCUAACUUCAUACCCAGAAUUAAACAGGAGAUUGGCAAUACAUUAAUUUUGACAGGCAGUUUUCGUUUUAGUGCAGAAGGCUACAUUUUAUAGUGAUGAAUUUAUAGAGAUUAAGAGACGUUUCUCUCAAAACACUACAAUACUUUUGCUCACAGCUCUUGACAAAAAUACUGGAUUUCUUUUCUUAAUUUUGGGAAUAAUUCUUCUUAAAUUACUUUUAUAACAAUAGUAAUAAGGAUAGAGAUAAGAUAUUCAGAUCCUCUAAAUUGCAACAGCAAAAACACACUUUAAAAACACAUAGCAAUGAUCAUAAAAUAUCAGAUAUUAAAAAAUAUGAAAAUAGCUCAUGAAAAAUUUAUUCCUCUAAGCUACUGUUAACUGUUAACCUAUAGGCUUAUUUAACAAGAUGUUUCAUUUGAUUGUAUAUUUUGUACUGAAUGUAAAUUGUUGCUUUAAUCAGAUUGCUCUAAAGAAAGUUAUAUUUGUUAUCUUGUUGAACUAAUAUAUAGAAUGAAACCUGUAUUCCCCACAAUGUAAUUUCAUUGGUAAGACUCCACAGUAAUUAUAGAAGCGUUAAGAAAAUCAUUACAAGACUUUUUUCUUAAAUUUUCAUAACAAAAUCCUUAACAUGUUUUAUGAUUAAUUUUAUGUGGCAGUGAUCUUAAAAUAAUUCCUGUAUAAUUGGAAUUUAUUUGUGGCAAUGCUUUUUUUCUUUUCUUUUCUAGUUAGAAAUUAAUACUUUGUAAUUCAUUCCUGUUAAUGUUAAACUUUCCUUUUAAUUGAUAUUGGUGCUAUAUAAUAAUAUUUAACAAUAGAGACUAUUUCUGACUACGUAUAAUGUUAACUAUAGUAAUUCACAUAGUAGGCUAUUUGCCAGUUUGUUGGGUUCAUACUACUGAGCUAUGUACAUAAAUUAAUAAUUUGCAACCAUGAGUAAUGAAGAUGUUCCCUGUUACAGGUUUAAUAAUGCAGGAUCAAGUUUGCUUGUAUUUUUGUACUGUAGUGUGCUAUUUCUCUUAUGAGAUGCUGUUGGGUUAAAACUCAUUAUUCCAAAAUAAUAUAGAUGCACUACAUAUGUCUCUUACGUGAGUAGUUAUAAUUUACACAUCAGUGUGUAUAUUUCAAUGUGUCGAUGCUUACAUUUCAAAAUUACCACCAGAACCUGAAUAUCCUCACUUAAGUGACAAAUCUUCAUUCAUUGAAGAGUAAUGAGAUUUUUCAGAAUUACCAGAUCCAGUGAACAUAAAGAAAGAUUGAACUGGAAUACUAUUUGUAACCAAAUCGAGUGAAUGCUUCAGUUAGGAAGUUCAUAUUCUUUUGAGGGUAAUUAAGAAGAGACACUUCAGAACUGCCUUUUGCCAUUGUAGCAUUCUCUACAGAAAACCUUCAUGACGAUUACCCCUCGCUUGACUGUACAGAUUUCAUUAUGCUAGUUAGGACAAUCAGUCUCAUGGCUUUAUAGUUACACUUUGUAUUUAAAUGCUUGUUAAAAAUCUUUGGAUAGGUAACUAAGCCACAAGUAUUUGAUGAAUAAAUCAUCUAUUUUAAUAAACAUGGGCUUCCAUCUUUUCAAAUCAUUCCUGGCAAUUUUUAAAGCUAAAGUAUACAUACACAGCCAUGUACCAAAGUCUUUCCACUUCUAAAAACACAACUUCCAAUGAUUAGUUUCAAAAUGAGCUGUCACUGAGAUUUUCCAUAACCAUUUCAUUUCAAAUAUUCAAACUUUGUAUCAAAUAAAUCCAAGUUUUCUAUGUAUUCAUAUUGGCUUUUAUCUGAGGCAGGAGGAAGUGGAAGAUUAUCCACAAUAAACUUUUAGAAAA
Molecule: messenger RNA, 2526 nt
Organism: Ochotona curzoniae (black-lipped pika)
Lineage: Eukaryota; Metazoa; Chordata; Mammalia; Lagomorpha; Ochotonidae
Gene: CAV2
Product: caveolin 2
Exons: 3
Coding region: 26-514 (162 amino acids)
Biological process (GO): insulin receptor signaling pathway; negative regulation of endothelial cell proliferation; positive regulation of MAPK cascade
Cellular component (GO): Golgi apparatus; perinuclear region of cytoplasm; caveola
Molecular function (GO): protein kinase binding; molecular adaptor activity
Source: RefSeq, a predicted model, not a curated record